This is a messenger RNA of Cimex lectularius (bed bug), 1678 nucleotides long. RefSeq names its product cilia- and flagella-associated protein 45-like. The coding region runs from base 101 to 1579 and encodes 492 amino acids. The transcript has 9 exons. The record is from RefSeq and is a predicted model, not a curated record. Lineage: Eukaryota; Metazoa; Arthropoda; Insecta; Hemiptera; Cimicidae.
UGAAACAGCUGAAGUUUCAAUAAUUGUUCUAGAACAGUUUGGAUGUUUGGAUUCAUAUUUAACUUUUGAUUAUUGGAGUUAUACAUUAUUUUAAAGAGGGAUGGUGCUUGAACAUAAAACUGAAGAUCUUAGUAAAUUUUUAAACCCUGGGGAAUUCAUUAAAAACGGGAAAAGGUAUGUACGAGUGGUGACUCAUGACAGUGUCAGAGAUCUCAUAAUACCAAACCCAAAUGCUAACUUGAACACGGCUGUCUAUUGCCCAGAAGAGCUUAAAGAGCUUUCAAACAGGAAAAAUUUAGGAACAGAGAACGUAACAGCCUUUUCCAAAAACCUUAAAGAAGAAAGGGAAAAUGAAGCUAGAAAAGCAGCUUUUAGAAAGAAGGAAUUACAGUCUUAUCCUAUUUAUAAAGAGUACGGCCCAAGACUAAACAAGUUAGAACAAGAAGCAGAAGCAAAAGCGAAUUUCCUCUUAAACCGUGCAAAAGAAAUAAGGGAGGAAGACAACGACAAGAUAAAAUUGUGCAAUAAAUUAAUACUAAGCACAAAAUGCCAUGCCAUUCGGGAUGCACAAGUUGCAGAAAAGCAGACGAUUCAGAAAGAGUUGCAAGAAGAAGAAAGGAGGCUCGACAUGAUGAUGGAACAAGAGAGGAAAAGAAUGUUGGCAAAAGAAAUGCUGGACAAAAGCGGUGACCACGAGAAAAAAGAAGCCUAUAAAAAGGCAAUUACCGAACAGGUCCAAGGAAAAAUUCUCGAGCGGGAGAUGGAAGCAGAAAGACUUAUUGAGGAAAUGAAAAUUUUGAAUGAAACAGCAAUUCAAGGUCAAAUUAAUGAGCUCCAACUCAUGCAGAAGAAAGCUGAGCAGCAAAAGAAAAUGCGAGAAGACUUGAAUAGAAUCAAUCAAACCAUGAUUGAGAGAGCGGAUAAGGAACGAAAUCAAGCAAAACUCGCUGACUUGAAAAUCCAAGAGUUUAUGAGACAGAAGGCAGAAUUGGAAGACAUGCGUGAAAAAGAGUUACUAGCUGCUAAGACAGAGAGGGAGAAAGAGUUAACCAAGCUAAGAGCAAUGCAGCAAAAGGCUCAGGAUAGAGAGAGCGAAAAAGACGCACUCCGGGCUAAACGUAGGCAAGAAGAGGUGGAAAGAGAGUGGCGUGAGAAAGAAAAACGCGUCAAAGAAGAGAAACAGAUGAAGAUGGAUAAGCUCAAACAGGAGAGAAUGAGACAGAUCGAAGAGAAAAAAAGAACCCAAGCCAUAGAGGCUGAGAGGGAGCGUCAAGAAAAUUUAAGGCUGCAGGCUGUAGAACAACAAAUCGAGAAGAAGGAACAAGAAGAAGAAAACAAAAGAAAACAGGGUCUCGAGAAGUAUAAAGCCAGCCUUUUAAAACAAAUAAACGAAAAAGAGUAUGAAAGAAUAAAAAUGAGAAAAGCAACAUAUGAAGAAGGAAUUUCAGCAGCGAUUGAGAGACGCAACCACGAAGAUUUCUUGAAAAGCAUAAUUAAGAAGAAAUUAAAUGCUAUAAGGGUAAACAACGUGCCUGAAAAAUACGUCGAAGAAAUAGAAAAAAGACUUAAUAUAAAUUAAGAUUAUGGUUUGUUAUUCCUCUUGCACUCCAACUAAUGUUGCACUAAACUUACAAAAACACAAUCUAAAAAAAAAUAAAUAAAACAAUCUGAUAAUAUG